Boleophthalmus pectinirostris (great blue-spotted mudskipper) is the source of this 618-nucleotide messenger RNA. RefSeq names its product gap junction protein epsilon 1a (gene gje1a). NCBI's taxonomy places the organism in Eukaryota, Metazoa, Chordata, Actinopteri, Gobiiformes, Gobiidae. Bases 1 to 618 code for a protein of 205 amino acids. Gene Ontology annotation, cellular component: connexin complex. The transcript is spliced from 4 exons. The record is from RefSeq and is a predicted model, not a curated record. Gene Ontology annotation, biological process: cell communication.
AUGUCUCUCAACUACAUCAAAAACUUCUACGAAGGAUGUCUGCGGCCUCCGACGGUGAUAGGACAGUUCCACACUCUGUUCUUCGGGUCAGUGCGGAUGUUCUUCCUUGGAGUUCUGGGAUUUGCAGUUUAUGGGAAUGAGGCUCUGCACUUUAGCUGUGACCCAGACCGAAGAGAACUCAAUCUGUUCUGCUACAACCAGUUCAGACCAAUAACCCCACAGGUGUUCUGGGCUCUGCAGAUGGUGACCGUGCUGGUUCCAGGAGCAGUGUUCCAUCUGUACGCUGCCUGUAAGAACAUCGACCAGGAGGAGAUCCUGGAGAGGCCACUCUACACCGUCUUCUACAUUAUCUCUGUGCUUUUGCGCAUCAUCCUGGAGGUUAUCGCCUUCUGGCUCCAGAGCCACCUCUUCGGAUUUCAGGUGCAUCCUCUGUUCAUGUGCGAUGCCAGUGCUCUGGAGAAGGCCUUUAACGUGACCAAAUGUAUGGUUCCUGAACACUUUGAAAAGACCAUCUUCCUCAGUGCCAUGUACACGUUUACCGUCAUCACCAUCAUUCUGUGUGUGGCAGAAAUAUUUGAGAUUCUGUGUCGGCGCCUCGGAUAUCUCAACAACCAAUGA